Eubalaena glacialis (North Atlantic right whale) is the source of this 2314-nucleotide messenger RNA. It is a transcript of the gene BBS12, whose product is annotated as Bardet-Biedl syndrome 12. The coding region runs from base 142 to 2286 and encodes 714 amino acids. Gene Ontology annotation, molecular function: ATP binding. The transcript has 3 exons. NCBI's taxonomy places the organism in Eukaryota, Metazoa, Chordata, Mammalia, Artiodactyla, Balaenidae. Gene Ontology annotation, biological process: photoreceptor cell maintenance; chaperone-mediated protein complex assembly. The record is from RefSeq and is a predicted model, not a curated record.
UGGUGUCCCGGUGCCAGGCAGAACUUCGGGGAACUGGAGCCUCCUGUAGGGAUGGAGAAAAGAGCGAGCUGCUGCAGGGUAAACAUGGAGUAGACAGAGUUGGAUUUCAUCAAGAUUAGUGGCUUUGCAAGAUGAUGAUUCAUGGUGAUGGCUUGCAGGGUCAUAAACAAAAGAAGGCACAUGGGACUUCAACAGCUUUCAUCGUUUGCAGAAACAGGAAGAACUUUCCUAGGCCCAGUAAAAUCAUCCAAAUUUAUUAUAGAUGAAGAGUGUCAUGAAACUGUGUUAAUCAGUUCAACAGUAAGGCUUCUUGAAAGUUUGGAUUUAACCAGUGCAGUGGGACAACUUCUCAAUGAAGCAGUUCAAGCACAAAAUAACACAUACAGAACUGGAACCAGUACUCUUUUGUUUCUUGUUGGUGCAUGGAGCAGUGCUGCUGAAGAAUGUCUUCAUUUGGGUGUCCCCAUUUCAUUAAUAGUGUCUGUAAUGUCAGAAGGCUUGAAUUCAUGCAUUGAAGAGGUAGUUUCCCUUCAAGUACCUGUCCACAAUGUAUUUGACCGUAUGGUUAACACAAAGACAUUUUCUGGACCCGAAACAUUUAGUGUCAGCGUAUACCCUUUUCUCCAAAUCCCUUCAGGUACUGGUUUGAUACAGAAAGAGCGUGAUCUCAAAGAUGUUGCCGCUCAGUCAUUGGCCAUUUACAGUCUUUCUGGGAGACCUGUUAAAUCACCUCAACUCUUAAGGUCUCAGGCUAAGGUUGAAGCAGAUGAAAACACAUCACAAACUCCUCAAACUCUGAAAAACAGUCCACUUGCAGACACCCGCUGCAGAAAGUCAGUACUAACCCACAGUAGACAUUUUAGUAGGACAGGUAAUAAUCAAUGGAUAAGCAAACCAGAUGGAGUUCUAGAACAACUUAGUGCAGCUACUCCCAAGACUUAUAGAUGUGAUGAUUUGGUGGAAUUGGAGGUGGGUUUGAGUCACGGAGGUCACAGCAGCAUGAAGUUAGUAGAUGAAGCAGUACGGCUACAAUAUCAGAACGCAGGUAUGCAACAAGGCAGCUGUACAGUGCCAUUUCUUUUUGACAUUUCAAGAAUCUUCACUUGCUGCUUACCGGGUUUACCUGAAACUUUUUCUUGUGUCUGUCCAGGAUAUAUCACUGUUGUAUCAAUACCUAGUACUACUCUGAUCAAGGAAUUGCAGAAUCAGCCUAUCCGGGUAGUUCUUGUUGAAGGUGAUCUCACAGAGAAUUAUCGCCACCUGGGAUUUAAUAAGUCUGCAAGUAUUAAAACAGUAUCAGAAAGCUUGAAGCUUCAACAAGAUGGCUCAGAAGAACUGUGGACAGAUCAUGUGUUACAGGUAUUAAUCAAGUUCAAUGUGAACCUUGUCCUGGCACAAGGAAAUGUGUCUGAACGCUUAAUUGAAAAAUGCACAGACAACAAGAGGUUGGUAAUUGGAUCAGUGAAUGGCAAUGUAAUGCAGGCUUUUGCAGAGGCUUCAGGAGCAGUGCAGGUGGCCUACAUUACACAAGUAAAUGAAAACUGUGUGGGCAAUGGUGUCUGUGUGACCAUCUGGAGAAGCAUUCCCUUCGAUGCUGUAGAUCGGAUCAACAGAAUGGCAAUCGUGUUAAACACAGAAGGAAUUAAUUUGGUGACAGUAGUGCUGACUAGUCCAGUCACUGCCCAGAUGCAAACCAAAGAAGAUACCUUCUGGACUUGUGCCUAUCGUCUGUAUCAUGCUCUAAAAGAGCAAAAGGUCUUCCUUGGAGGUGGCGCAGUUGAAUUGUUGUGUCUUAGCCAUCUUCAGAUUCUUGCGGAGCAGUCUGUGAAUAAAGGAAACCAAGGCUGUUCAGGGUGGCUUCAUAAUACUUCCUCUUGGCUGGCCUCAUCUGUGACACAGUACAGACCGACCGUGCUUAAAUGCCUGGCAAAUGGAUGGCACAGAUACCUUUCAACUCUCCUGUAUAACACUGCCAGUUACCCAUCAGAAUUUGAAGCCGGCACAUUCAUUCAGCAUCAUCUACAAAAUGCUGCAGACUCUGGCUCUCCUUCAUCUUACGUCUUGAAUGAAUAUAGUAAACUAAAUAGUGGGAUUUUAAAUUCAGACAUUUCAGAUAAACUGGAACAGAUUCCAAGAGUUUAUGACAUUGUUACACCAAAGAUUGAGGCAUGGCGCCGAGCUUUGGACUUAGUACUGUUAGUUCUUCAGACAGACAGUGAAAUUAUCACUGGACUUGGACACACGCAGAUAAAUUCGCAGGAAUCAGAGGGCAUUUUAUUUUUGUAGUGUUAUUGGCUAAGUCUUUGGAAAAUAA